Messenger RNA from Anopheles stephensi (Asian malaria mosquito), 1561 nucleotides. RefSeq lists its product as uncharacterized. NCBI's taxonomy places the organism in Eukaryota, Metazoa, Arthropoda, Insecta, Diptera, Culicidae. Bases 700 to 1419 code for a protein of 239 amino acids. The record is from RefSeq and is a predicted model, not a curated record. The transcript has 2 exons.
UUAUUACACGAGGAAUUUUUUGGUUGGUGAUUUUCUGUCAAAUAGGGCGUUUGACAGAAAAAAAACCCGCUGUCCGUGUAAUAACACAAUAUGCUGCACAGAUUUUUAUUGCCAUCAUCCGAAUUAUUUUUCAUUUGAAUUGUCCGUUAUUCUAAAAUGGAAUGAAAUAUUUAUCAUUAACACGUAUCGUACCAUGCCGGGCACCGACUGACGAUGCCAUUAUGAUAGGGAUACUUUUUCGUGACCGACAGCACUUUGGUCAGACGAACAUUCGGUUAGAGAUUUUUCGGUUCAAGCUGGUCCCACAUCACUUUCUAAGCAUGAUUGUUCAAAUGUUUCAAAGAAAAUAUACUGAACAAUACAGUCUGGCGUUGUUUUCGUGCUUGUUCCAUUCUCUUCGGUCACCGCGCGCUGUUCCGCUGGUUACGAAGAAUUGCGAGCCGAACGGUUAGCAGUGCAAAAUCACCGCGGUAGCGAAGGUGUUAACGAAGAGGCCGACCAGUAACGAAGAAAUAGCUUUUUACACAUACUGCUGCAUUCAAUCUCUUUUCGUGGAAUAUCCGAAUCCGAGUAGGCCGGUGCAAAUUCUCGGACUCGCAGGGUACAAAUUUUUUUUUUCGUGUUUUUGCAAGCAUUCGAGUGCAAGUUACUUCAUGUCCAUCAGUAGCAAAUCAACCUCGUGCUAAAUAAGGCCUGAAGAUGCCGAAAGAUUUCAAUUUAAUUAGUGAUCUGAUUGAAGCGUACAAAAACUACCCUUGCUUGUGGGAUAAAUCUAAUGCAAAUUUUAAAAAUUUGCAUGUCAAGCAGACGGCAUAUGGAGAGCUGCUCGAGGUUGUUCAACUACACGCUCCAGAUGCCAGUAUCGAUUCGGUCAAGAAGAAGAUUUUGAACUUGAAGAAAUCAUUUCAAGUGGAACAAAACAAAAUAUUGAAAAGUGCACGGAGUGGAGCUGGAAGUGGAGAGGUUUACGUACCAAAAUUGUGGUAUUAUGAGCAAAUGCUUUUUCUUAAAGAUAGUUCUGAAGCACCUCGAGUAUCUAGUAUGGACAGCGACUUUGAGGAAGAGAUUAUCGAGGAAGAAAUCAUUGAUUCAAUACCGAAUCACCCCGACUGCAGCUUCACAUCCGAUGAAGCACAGGAUCAACCCGGACCAUCACAGUCCCGCAAAAGACGAUAUGCAGAACCGGUCAACGAGCGCAAUUUGCGACGAAAGGUGAUGCAGUUGGUGGUGGAAAGAAUGGAAAAUCCAUCAAGGCAGACAAACGCAUCAACUAAUUCCUUUGGUUCGUUUAUUGACAUGGAGAUAAACAAGAUGCCACCCGAUAUGGAAAUAAGAGCCAAAAAGUUAAUUACAGAUGUAAUUUGGAUGGGCCGCAAAGGUGAAUUGACAGAUGAAAUGCGGAUGUGCAAACCGGAUUAGCAUAAUACUUUCUUGUUUUCAAUAAAAAAACUAUAAAAAUUACAAAAUACAAAAAAAACAACAAAAAUUACCUGCAUAUAAUCUUUCAACGCUGUUAUGAUAGCGGAACAUGUUUCGGGUAUGAUGGACGAUAGCAGCGGCU